Molecule: messenger RNA, 2220 nt
Organism: Quercus robur (English oak)
Lineage: Eukaryota; Viridiplantae; Streptophyta; Magnoliopsida; Fagales; Fagaceae
Product: single-strand DNA endonuclease 1-like
Exons: 14
Coding region: 136-1908 (590 amino acids)
Molecular function (GO): 5'-flap endonuclease activity; DNA binding
Source: RefSeq, a predicted model, not a curated record
CUCACCAUGUCCGGUACACAAGUUGCAGAAGAACCCGCACAAAUCACAUUCGCCAUUUGCAUAUUUUUAACGGAUAAAUAAAACUUCAGAAAUUUCAAAAUUCCCUCUCUCUCAGUCUCAGUCUCAGUAGUUAGUAUGGGUGUGAAGAACUUGUGGGAUAUCUUGGAAUCAUGCAAGAAAACUCUACCACUUCACCAUCUCCAGAACAAGAGGGUGUGCAUAGAUCUCUCUUGCUGGAUGGUUCAGCUUCAAAACGUUAGCAAAUCACACUCUUGUAUGAAAGAGAAGGUUUAUCUCAGAGGUCUCUUUCACCGCCUCAGAGCUCUCAUUGCUGUUAAUUGCACCAUUGUUUUUGUUACAGAUGGAUCCAUUCCUGCUAUUAAGUUAUCAACUUAUAGACGCCGCUUAAAUUCAGGAAGUGAGGUUACUCAAGAUGAUAGAAACUUGCAAAAUGUUACCUCUCUACGAAGAAAUAUGGGAUCUGAGUUUUCAUGCAUGAUAAAAGAGGCUAAAGUUUUGGGCAUGGCACUUGGCAUUGCUUGCUUAGAUGGGAUUGAGGAAGCUGAAGCACAAUGUGCAUUGCUAAACUCGGAAUCGUUAUGUGAUGGAUGUUUCACUUCGGACUCAGAUGUCUUUCUUUUUGGUGCAAGGACUGUGUACAGAGAUAUAUGCCUUGGAGAUGGUGGUUAUGUCACUUGCUAUGAAAUGACAGACGUAGAAAGACAGCUUGGAUUUGGAAGGAACUCAUUGAUUACCCUUGCACUACUUCUUGGCUGUGACUACUCUCAAGGAGUUCAUGGUCUGGGUCCUGAGUCCGCUUGUCAGAUUGUUAAAUCAGUUGGAGACAAUGUUGUCCUUCAAAAAGUUGCCUCUGAAGGACUGUCCUUUGUAAAAAAGAAAAGAAGUUCAAAGAAACAGGGGGCUGUUUCCAAGUGCAAUAAUAGCAAGGAGAACUCACUGGAUCAUGAUAUGAAUGUUAAUGGAAGUAAGCAUGAUUCACAAAGGGAUGACCAGCACUUGCAAGUUAUUGAUGCAUAUUUGAAGCCCAAGUGCCACUCGGCAGAUUCUGAUGCUGUGCAUAGGGCUCUUGCUCAAUAUCCUUUUCAACGUGCCAAACUUCAGCAGAUAUGUGCUCAGUUUUUUGAGUGGCCUCUUGAUAAAACAGACGAGUAUAUCCUUCCAAAGAUUGCUGAACGAAACUUACGGCGAUUUUGUAAUUUGCGAUCAACUUCAUCAGAUCUAGAACUGAAGCUUCCAUUACACAAGAUACCAGUUAAAUGCCCUGUCUCAAAAAUUAUCAAGCAUCGAAAGGUUCAGGGAAGAGAUUGUUAUGAGGUCUCAUGGGAGGAUUUAGAUGGACUUAAGACCUCCAUAGUACCAGCGGAUCUUGUAGAGAGUGCUUGUCCUGAGAAGAUUGUGGAAUUUGAGGAGGAAAGGGCUGAAAGGAAGAAACAAAAUCACAGGAAAACAGGGCCAAAGAAAUCAGAAAAGGGAUCUUCUGUGACUGAAAUUGAUCUAAAACUCCAAAGACUAUUACUUGACAUCGAAUUAGAAAGCAGUUCUGUUCACAAUGCCUCCUUUUCUUCAAAUGUGGAGAUAUCAGAAAGCCGUACUGCUGCACCAGAAGUUGAUCUAACAAACCAAGAUCUGUGGCUUGAUCCAAAGAGCAGUGAUGAUAUAUCUUGCAAUGAAGUUGGUCCAAGUACUGCUAAAAGUGAGGUCAUUGAUCUCUUAAGCCCUUCCCCACCAAGACAAUCCUGUAUGGUAUCCAAAUUUCCAAAAUCAAAUGGUCCAUGUAUUGAUGUAAUUGAUUUGAGUGAAUCAGAAACUGAUGUGUCUCCUGAACAUGAGAGGAAGGCAAGAGAGUUAAGAUUGUUCUUAGCCAGCAUUAGGGAUGAAAUCUCUUGAACAGCCAUGAAGAAGUCUAAUGUAAUCGUAGUUUGGAUUUUCCCAAUGAAACUGAUUCCAUGUCAUGUACCUCUUCAGUCUCCUCUUUGUGGUUAGUAGAGACAGUGUGGUGUUUCCUUGUAUACAUCCUGUGUACUAAGGUUUGUUCUUUUCUUUUAAUGAAUUUUUUGCUUAUAAAGAGAGUGUGUAUUGUAUAACAAUCAUAUUUAGAUGUACAAGGAUACUGGAUAAAUUAAUCUGAAGUCUCAAACGUAGGAUUUAAAGUUCAAAUUCUUUCAUUCUCAAAUCUAUAGUUCUUGGCUUUAGACCUUU